Molecule: messenger RNA, 4985 nt
Organism: Erinaceus europaeus (western European hedgehog)
Lineage: Eukaryota; Metazoa; Chordata; Mammalia; Eulipotyphla; Erinaceidae
Gene: EPB41L3
Product: erythrocyte membrane protein band 4.1 like 3
Exons: 25
Coding region: 278-3907 (1209 amino acids)
Biological process (GO): cortical actin cytoskeleton organization
Cellular component (GO): plasma membrane; cytoskeleton
Molecular function (GO): structural molecule activity; actin binding
Source: RefSeq, a predicted model, not a curated record
GGAGAAGGAGAAGGAGAAGGAGAAGGAGAAGGAGAAGGAGAAGGAGAAGGAGAAGGAGAAGGAGAAGGAGAAGGAGAAGGAGAAGGAGAAGGAGAAGGAGAAGAAGAAGAAGAAGAAGAAGAAGAAGAAUCUCUUUGGAGGAACCUGUGAGCAGACCUACCUCUCCCCUGCCCUUGGCUACUUUUUUUCCCCCUUUUUUUCUUGGGAGAAGGUUGUGCCUGUGGGUUGUGAGCGGGGACCUGGGAAGAAGCCUCCAGCCGAGCCAGAACAAUCAACCAUGACUACCGAAUCAGGAUCAGACUCAGAAUCCAAGCCAGAGCAAGAAUCUGAGCCCCAGGAAGCAGCCGGUGCCCAGGGGCCUGCUGGGACUCAGCCUGUGUCCCAGCCUAGCGGCAGCGAGAAGGGUCUGGAACAGUUUGAGGCCGCUGCUCACAGCACCCCUGUGAGGAAGGAGAUCACAGACAAGGAGCAGGAGUUUGCUGCAGGAGUGGCGAAGCAGCUUGAAUAUCAGCAACUAGAAGACGAUAAACUUUCUCAGAAAUCAUACAGCAGUAAACUGUCUCGGUCUCCAUUAAAGAUUGUCAAAAAGCCUAAAAGCAUGCAGUGCAAAGUGAUACUUCUGGAUGGAUCAGAAUAUACCUGUGAUGUGGAGAAACGUUCCCGAGGCCAAGUAUUAUUCGACAAAGUAUGUGAACAUCUGAAUCUGCUAGAGAAAGACUACUUUGGGCUGACAUAUCGAGAUGCUGAAAACCAGAAGAAUUGGUUGGACCCUGCUAAGGAAAUAAAAAAACAGAUUCGAAGUGGCGCUUGGCACUUUUCAUUUAAUGUGAAAUUUUACCCACCUGACCCUGCCCAGCUCUCUGAAGAUAUCACCAGGUACUACCUCUGCUUACAGCUGCGAGAUGACAUCGUCUCCGGAAGGCUACCCUGCUCCUUCGUCACCCUUGCCCUGUUGGGCUCUUACACGGUCCAGUCAGAGCUAGGAGACUAUGACCCAGACGAAUGUGGAAAUGAUUACAUUAGCGAGUUUCGCUUUGCACCGAACCACACAAAGGAACUGGAAGAUAAAGUCAUCGAGCUACACAAGAGCCACAGAGGAAUGACUCCGGCAGAAGCAGAGAUGCACUUCUUGGAAAAUGCCAAAAAACUAUCCAUGUAUGGAGUCGAUUUACAUCACGCCAAGGAUUCAGAAGGCGUUGAAAUCAUGUUAGGAGUCUGUGCAAGUGGCCUGUUGAUCUAUCGUGACCGACUGCGAAUAAACAGAUUUGCCUGGCCUAAGGUUCUAAAGAUUUCAUACAAACGGAACAACUUUUACAUUAAGAUCAGGCCAGGGGAGUUCGAACAGUUCGAGAGCACCAUUGGCUUUAAACUGCCAAACCAUCGAGCCGCCAAGCGUUUGUGGAAAGUGUGUGUGGAGCACCAUACUUUUUUCAGACUUUUAUUACCAGAAGCACCUCCAAAGAAAUUCCUUACCUUGGGUUCCAAGUUUCGUUAUAGUGGCAGAACACAAGCCCAGACCAGAAGAGCCAGUGCGCUAAUCGACCGCCCGGCCCCUUACUUCGAACGCUCAUCCAGUAAACGCUAUACCAUGUCUCGCAGCCUGGAUGGAGCAUCAGUGAAUGAAAACCAUGAGAUAUACAUGAAGGAUUCUGUGUCUGCUGCAGAGGUUGGGACUGGCCAGUACGCCACAACAAAGGGCAUCUCUCAAACCAACUUGAUCACGACCGUGACCCCAGAGAAAAAGGCCGAAGAAGAACGAGAUGAGGAAGAGGACAGACAGAGAAAGGCAGAAGAAACCACACCCGUGCCAGCAGUUCGGCAGGAGGGAAAGACUGACAGUGAACGAACAGACACAGCAGCUGAUGGAGAAACCACCGCUACUGAGUCGGACCAGGAGGAAGAUGCAGAGCUCAAGGCACAGAAUAGUCUGAUUAAGCGAAUAAAGGGUGAAAAUGUGUAUGUCAAACAUAGUAAUCUUAUGUUAGAGGAGCUAGACAAAGCUCAAGAUGACCUCAUGAAACAUCAGACCAACAUCAGCGAACUGAAAAGAACCUUCUUAGAGACGUCCACAGACACCGCCAUCGCCAACGAGUGGGAGAAGAGGCUGUCUACCUCACCGGUGAGACUCGCCGCCAGACAGGAGGACGCGCCCAUGAUCGAGCCACUUGAACCUGAGGAGACCAAAGAAGAAAGAGAGAUUUCUGGAAAAGUUAUAUUUUUGCAGCAAGGAAGCUCUCCAUUCCUUGAGUCUCAGGGCACAGAGGACUGGGUUAUUGUAGACAAAAUACCCACUGAGAUAGUUGAUGGUGAUUCGAAAAAGAUUGUGACUUACAAGGUGGUGACCAUGAGCAGUAGAACCAGUGACCUUCCCACCGACUUGCUAAGAUCUAGUGCCAUCGAAGUGCAAAGCUUUGAUGACUUGGCCCGAGAAAUUCAGCUGAAAGAAGAAAGCAAACAGAAAAUCUACACUCUAGGAAAAUCUUACGAUACCGUUUCUGGGAAAGUCGUCACGAUGACUGGCAGACCUAAAGAGGAAGAGAAGUUAGCCAGAGCUUCGGCUCUGGAAGCUCUUCAGAAAAUGGACGGAGGACUGUCCGAAUCGGUGAAGCGCACUCCUACCGUGACUGAGUAUGAGGUCCUGGAAACCAUCGCUGAUGAGAAAUCCAGACGAGGACCGGAGGUCCACACUCCCAAGCGGAAAUUGUCCGAAUCCCUGACUCCCAUAAAAGAAGCUGAAUCUCGGAGGCAGAGCCCCGAAGGAGAUGACCUCGGGAGAGCUCACAUGAUGGGCAGGGAUGCGUCGCUCUAUGUGGGCCUAGGAGGUGUGCGGUUCAGCAAAAUGGAACAGGAGCUAGAGAGCGAGGCUUUAAAAGUGGGACCCUUUGGUCCUAGAAGGAAGAGCCUGUCUGAGUGGAGAUACUCCCAGGACCCAGCCCUCACCGUUGCCACUGCUCAUUAUGUCACUGAGUCUACAUCGUCCCAUAUUGUGACUAAACAGUCUUCUGGUGAAAAGCUUAUGGAUGGCUCUGAAAUCUUCAGUUUGUUAGAAUCCGCAAGAAAACCAACAGAAUUCAUAGGAGGGGUUACUUCCACUUCUCAAAGCUGGGUUCAGAAACUAGAAACCAAGACAGAGUCCAGUGAAACAGAGACUGAGACAACCCAGCACUCCCAGCCUCUUAGCACAGAGAAGGUUGUGCAGGAAACUACGUUGGUGGAGGAGAGACAUGUGAUGAAUGUGCAUGCCAGUGGGGAUGCCUCUUACACGGCUGGAGAUGACACGGAGGCCGGAGCUCAGGCAGCCUCUGCUGAUGCUGCUGGCACUAAAGGGAAGGAGGGCUCAGCUGUGACUGAGGGGGAGAAAGAGGAGAAAGAGGAGGUGGCCGAUAAAGCCGUACUCACACAGGAACAAGUGACCCAGGAGCCAAGGGAGGAGCGGAGUUUGACAACUCAGGAUUCUGAGACUUUGGACCAAGAACCUCACUUCGAGUCGACUGUGAAGACAGAAACCGUGAGUUUGGGCAGUGUUGCAGCAGGAGGGGUGAAGCUAGAGAUGUGUACCAAGGAACUGCCAGUAGUUCACACAGAAACAAAGACCAUCACGUACGAAUCAUCGCAGGUUGACCCUGGUGCUGACUUGGAGCCGGGAGUGCUAAUGAGCGCACAGACAAUCACAUCUGAAACCACUAGCACCACGACCACAACUCACAUCACCAAAACUGUGAAAGGAGGCAUCUCAGAGACGAGGAUUGAGAAGAGAAUAGUCAUCACGGGAGAUGCAGACAUCGAUCACGACCAGGCGCUGGCUCAGGCAAUUAAAGAGGCCAAAGAGCAGCACCCUGACAUGUCAGUGACCAAAGUAGUGGUCCAUAAAGAGACAGAGAUCGCACCGGAAGAUGCAGAGGAUUAACCCCAGGAAUAACUUAGCCUACACAUGAAUCCUGUCAAGCAAUCAUUAGGAAACCAGACCUAUAUGGAGUUCCCUCUUCUGACCCAACUGACUUGUAUCUGCCCAUGGACAUUUUCAAUCAGGAAGAACUGAACUUGACCAUUAACAAAGAUGCUGGCAGAGAGAUCUUUCCAUAAUAAAGCAAUCCAGAUCAGCAUCACUAAACUGAUAUUGCAUGAAGCAAGGAUAAAAUCACAAAAGAACAACAUUUUUACUUUUCACAAAGUGUCUCGGUUUUCAGCUAUCUCUGCACGUUCAUAACCAACAAUAUGAAAGAGUGAUCUCAUAUAACACAUAAACAACCCAUGCCUUUCCUAGAUCGUUAUUAAAGUCAACACAAAAAUUGUGAUUUCUUAAGUGAUGGAUCUUUGGUUUACAGAUCAAUGAAGAAAUGCUAGAAACUGUCUAGGUCAGGUUUCUCCCAGAUUAGAUGUGCCAAUAACAGAGUUUAUUCAGUAAACAACUGGAAUCUUGUUUUAUUAUUCUCAUCCAUAAACAGUAAUGACUCUCUGAUCCUCUGGAAAUAUUUAAUGCUUACAGUCCUGCUUUAUAUCUCUAAUUUAAUUUGUUAUAAGAUAGUACUGAUUUUAGCAUAUUGGUGUGAUUUCUUCUUUGUCUGCUUUGGUCUACGUUCAAUCUGGAGUUACCUAACAAGUCCUAAAUAUGUAUAUUGUCAUUAUUUGGGGAAGAAACCUGUAUUUUUAUUUGUGAUACUAUGAAAUCUCACUCCAGAUAAACCCACUGGGUUUCUUUUGCUUUGUUGGUUUUUUUUUUUCUUCCAUAUAUUUUUAAUGAUUUUUCUUCUUUUACAUGAAAAAAGUGUUUUAUUUUCAAAUCUGGUCCAUAUUUACAAUCUAGUUCAGAGCCAAGCCUUAAACUGUACAGAAUUUCCACUGUAAUUAAACUAUUUAGUGUUUAGUUAUAAAUAGCCUUCAAAAAGAUAUAUUCUCCACAACAUUGUCAACUGCAUCACACAGCCCAUGGUGAAUGUAUGUUUCUGCAUAGCAAAAUAAAAAUGGUAAAUGCAUUUAAAACCCUA